This is a messenger RNA of Drosophila guanche, 5243 nucleotides long. RefSeq names its product protein BCL9 homolog (gene lgs). Bases 619 to 5217 code for a protein of 1532 amino acids. The transcript has 6 exons. NCBI's taxonomy places the organism in Eukaryota, Metazoa, Arthropoda, Insecta, Diptera, Drosophilidae. The record is from RefSeq and is a predicted model, not a curated record.
ACACUGAUGAAGAGAAACAAUAAUAAUGCACAUUCUGGAUAUUUACUAAGAAUUCGGAUUUUUAAGCAAGAAAUAAUUAUUUAAUUAAGCUGAAAUUAAUGCCAGUAGCCAUAUGUAAAUGGUCCAAUCCAUUCAUACGUUGAAUCCCAAAAUUAUAAAUUUUUUCUGGUUGUUCUUGUGAAUUGUUGUACAAGUGUAUUAGUAUUAGUCCCUGUAUACCGAAAAUCGUGAAACUUUGAGCAUAUGUACAUGCGUAUGCAUGAAAUGGUCCUUAGAAUUAAUCAAUUUACGAAUAAAUAGAUGGUUAAGAGGUGAAACGAUAUUUAAAAAAAUAAAAUAUCGAUUAGAGUGGUCAGGAAUACUUCUUUGCCUAAAAUAAGUGGUGCAGUGUUUUAAAGUGUAUGGUAAUGCGAAAAUGCGACGGUGUGCGUAGAGUGACAUAUACUCUUUACAGGUUGGGCUUCGUUUCGUUUCUGUUUGCCUUGAAUUGUAGUUGCAAUAAAUCAAAAGAUAUAUAUAUUUCUUAAGAACUGAAGCAUGGACUAAGUAAUUGAACACCGUUUUUUUUUACACCGGCAAGAAAACACGCCUUCGUUGUUCCAUGUAGAUUUAUGUAGAAUGCUGUCGACAACAAUGCCACCUAGCCCUGCUCAAGCACAGACACAAGCAAACGUUGAUGCUUCAACAAGUGCAUCCUCGGUUGGGAUCGGGAUUGGAUGCGCCACUGGGAACUCUCCGAAAAGUGAAUCCUUUUCUACUCGUUCGCCUGGUAAGGACCUAACGAAAUCAAUGUCAGACGAUGCGAGCGAGAAAAACGGAGUACCAAAGAAUGGGAAAGAUGGCAUCGGCGCAAGUGGAAUUGGAGGGGGUAACAGUAACUCUGGAACGGGCGCUGCCGAUGGACAACCAUCAUCUGCAGUUGGCGCUGUCAGUACACCAAUGCUGAGGCAAAACUCCUCGAGCACCAUAAACUCGUGUCUGGUUGCCUCUCCAAACAAUACCAGUGAGCACUCCAAUAGCAGCAAUGUAUCUGCGGUGGCUGCCCUUGCGCAAAUGGGUGAAAGCGAUCUUGUCCAGCAGCAGGAUGAGCAUUCGAAGAAGAAAAAGAUAAUUGUCAAGGAUGAAGAUGCGGAAAAAGCUUCCAAUAAAGCCAAGAGCUUAGGUUCUGGAGCUGGCUCAGGAUCGGGAUUGACUGCUACCCUUGCGAUCAAAGAAGAACCCGCCGACGUUUUAAAUAGUUUAGUGAAUGUCAAGAAAGAAGAGCACCAUUCACCAAACAUGUCACCUGUCGGGUUUGGUUCAAUUGGAGGCCCAUCUGGGAAUUUACAGGAGAGUGCGGUAACGACUGUUAAAAUGGAACUCAAUGUCGGAAGCAGCAGUUCCGAAAAAACGAACACGGCAUUGAGCACUGACGAAAUGGGAGGCAUGGGAGGCGUUGCAUGCAAUCAAUUAAGCACCGAUAGAAUGAGCGACACUACCAACAAUACGCCCGGCUCCAGCGGAGUGUCUUCAAAUAUGAGUGCUCCAAAUGCCACUGCAGGGGGAAAUUUAAUGACAGGAAAUGGAGGUAGCUCUAUCGGCGCGGGAGUGGGAAAUUGCUUGGAUUACAUGCAACAGCAGAAUCACAUAUUUGUAUUUUCCACACAGCUUGCAAACAAAGGCGCUGAAUCGGUUUUAAGCGGUCAAUUCCAAACUAUCAUUGCCUACCACUGCACUCAGCCAGCGACUAAAAGUUUUCUGGAGGACUUUUUCAUGAAAAAUCCAAUGAAAAUGAACAAAUUGCAGCGGCAAAGCUCGUUAGGAAUGCCUUGGAUGGGUAUUGUACCCGGAAUCGCUGCAACUGGUCCCAAUCUUGUAAAGUUAUCCCAGCAGUCGACGCCACAAUCAAAGUCGUCAGGCAGUCUCCAAAAGUCGCACACGCAGUUCAAUCAAGCUGAUAACUGCAAACGUAAUGCUAUGAAUGCUCCUAGCAACACUUUUUCUGAUCAGCCUGAUAAUUUGAAUGAGAACGAUCUAAUGUGCUGGGAGACCGGAGCGGGAGCGGGUGCUGGUGGCAGCCGGAGCGGCUCUGGACCCAACGGUCGUAAUAACAUAGAUAUCUGCAACGGACCCAAUGAGUCGCAAGCAAUAAAACUUUUGGAAGCUGCGGGUGUUGAGUUAGGGCAGGGAAAGUGUAACGAUUUGAACCUCAGCCAUGAGAAUAAUAUAAUUUCGCUGCAAGGGGUUAAAGUGCCAGAUGAAAACCUUACCCCGCAGCAGCGCCAGCAUCGGGAAGAGCAGCUUGCCAAGAUCAAGAAAAUGAAUCAAUUUCUCUUUCCAGAGAACGACAAUGCCAGUGGAGCAAAUGAAAUAAUGGGAAAUCAGUUGUCAAAGUUGCCAACCGACAUGAUUAUGAGCAUGCCUGGUGCAGGCAGUGCAGGAACUGGGCCCCCUAUUGUAAAUCCGCAAAUGCGUCACAUGCACAUGUCAGGAAACAUAAAGUCUGAACACAUAACGGGUUCAGGACUGUCAGAAGAAGUUCUGCUUCCUGCAGAUGUAAUGGCCGACAUGGGAUCUACGAUGAGCAGUAGCGGACAAAAACAUAGUCUGCAGUGCGGGCCAGCACCAGGAGCGACACCUGUAACUGCAGCAGGAUCGAUUAACGUUAACAUGCAAUGCCCAAACUCUGGAGCCACUAAUGGCAAUUUGAUGGCAAAUUCAUCGGAUUUGUUGAGUCCCUUUGGAAACCCGAACUGUGGAAUAGGAAUAAUAGGAAGUGGGCCAGAAAUGUUAAAAGGAAUGCCAAAUCAACUGCAAGAUGGUUUAUCUCAGGCGCCCCAUGCGGGAAUGGCCCAAAUGGAAUGGUCAAAAAUUCAACAGCAAUUUUUCGAAGAUCGCUUGAAAGGAGGAAAAGCCAGACCAGGUGCAGGACCUUCAGGACCUCUAGUAGCACAGCCACAUCAGCAGUCCGCCGGCUGCAAUCAGGUGCGCAACUCUCUCCAAGGGCCUCCGCCUCCAUAUCAUUCUACUCAGCGGUCGGCUUCCGUUCCUAUUGCCACUCAAUCUCCGAAUCCAUCAAGUCCAAAUAACCUAUCCCUGCCUUCUCCACGAACCACUGGUGCUGCUAUGGGAUUACCGGCCAAUUCACCCAGUAUGGAGGGUCCCGGAUUAGCGGCGGUAUCAAACACAACAUCUGCCGCUGUUGCAGCUGCGGCGGCUGCCACGUCGCAAGCAAACACAAUAUCGGUGCAUUCAGGGUCGAAGAACUGUUUUCAGACGGAGGCGGCCUCGCCGUCAAAUCUAAACUCCAAUCCCAAUCGAAAUCGAAGUAGCGGAACAUCAGGAGUGCUAAAUCAUCAUUUAAGCAGUAAUCCGAGCACCCCAUUAUCUCACCUAUCCCCGAAGGAACUGGACUCGUUUAACCAACCGAACUCUAAUUCUGGAGACAAUAUAAAAAAUAGACGACCUAGCCCACAUCGUCCACGUUCUCCAGGAACCUGUCUUAUAGAGGCAAAUAUGGAAACCCGAUUUGCAGCUUCUAGUCCUGGCGUGAGUUUUAAUCCACAUCCGCAUAUGCAAAGCAAUACAAAUACAGCAUUAAAUGCCUAUAAAGUGUCCUCCUCAAAUAUUGCAAUGGAGCGACAAAAUUCUGGACCUGGUGGUCAGGUGCAAUUUAAUCGGCGUUCUGAUAAUAUUCCACUGAAUCCAAACAGUGGUAAUCGCCCGCCCCCAAAUAAAAUGGCUCAGAACUUUGAUCCAAUAACUUCAUUAGCACAGAUGUCCCAGCAGCUAACCAGCUGUGUUUCCAGCAUGGGAAGUCCUGCCGGUGCUGGUGGGAUGAAUAUGAUGGGCGGAGCCGGACCAGCAACAGGGUCGGUUGAUAUGAAUAUUGAGCAUGGAAUAAUGUCCGGCAUAGAUUCAACUGGCAUGGAUGCCAUGAAUGCCCAAAACAGUUGUCAUCCCAUGAAUUCCUUGAUGAAUCCGAUGGGUCAGCGAAUGCUGAAUCCGAAAAUGUGCAUUCCAGGUGCUCCUCCAGGAUUUAACCCUAAUUCUCCGAAUGGUGCUAUGCGAGAUGGUUUAGGACCGGGCCCUGGCCCUGGUCUUGGCACUGGACCAAUUUCGUCCCAAGGUAAUGCACAGAAUUUCCAUGGGAUUCUACCACCAGGCGCGCGGUUAAUGGGUCGAAUGCCAGUCAAUUUUGGAUCGAACUUUAACCCAAAUAUACAGGUGAAGGCCAGUACACCGAAUACCAUACAGUACAUGCCAGUUCGUCCACAGAACGCAGCCAAUAACAAUAAUAAUGGAGUCAGCAAUGUUCGAAUGCCACCUAGCUUGGAGUUCUUGCAGAGAUACGCAAAUCCGCAAUUGGCUGCAGGUGGCAAUGGUCCACCGUCAAUCUGUCCCCCACUCGGAAGUGAUGGGGGAAUGAUGGUUGCACCUGGAGCAGGGCCCAUGCUUAUGAACACCUCCGCCGAACAGCAGCAGCUGCAGCAGCAAACAAAGAUGGCAAAUAAUCCAGGCAAUCCUGGGAACGGAAUGGGCUUUUUUCAAAAUUGUAAUCAACUAAGUGGCAUGGAUGAUGAGGGAGCUCUGGCGGGUCAUGAUAUGGGAAUAGGCAUUGGACAACAGACGAUGAUUCGCGGUAUGCGCCCACAUGGGAUGCGCCAACACGGAAUGGGUCCACGUUUACAAGCACCCGUCGGCAACUUGAUCAAUAGACAGCAGAUUCAGUUUGCACACACACCAGAUGGGCAGCUUGAUUGCGGUGGCGACCCCACUACAAUUUUUAAUAACGCUCCCUGUAAUAGUUCUGGACCCGGUCCCGGUUCUGGCAUGUUUUCAGCAUCACAACAAACCAAUCAGACAAAACAUCAGCACCUGAAGUCGAUGCCUAGUGGUAUGUGCCAAAAUCCAACGGGUGCCGGUGUCAGUGUUGGCUCUGCAGCGGGACAAGGGCAGGGACAGGUGCAGGGGCAGUCUGUCAUCGGGCCCAGCAACAAUAACAUAAUGUCAGCUGCCGGUAAUAGCACAUCCAAUGGCGCACCUGGGGUAAAUUUCGUUGGUCCCUCUUCAAACGAUCUAAAGUAUGCACAGCAAUAUCACAGCUUCCAGCAACAGCUUUACGCAACCAACACACGGAGUCAGCAACAACAGCAGAUGCAGCAGCAGCAGCAGGGCAACAUGAUUGCGAUGCCACCUAACUUGUCACCCAAUCCGGCAUUCUUUGUGAAUAAAUAAAACCUUGCCACUGCUACGAAACUGUC